Coturnix japonica (Japanese quail) is the source of this 2745-nucleotide messenger RNA. Lineage: Eukaryota; Metazoa; Chordata; Aves; Galliformes; Phasianidae. The record is from RefSeq and is a predicted model, not a curated record.
GUCCCGCGGCUCUAGUGCAGGAGGCGGCGCCGAGGCUCCCCCCCCUUGUGUCGCCGCGUCCGCGCCGCUCCAUCCGCAGAGCUGCCCGCUGCCGCCGUCGCAGCUGUAUGCUCCAGCCUCGCUCCGCCGCUGAACCCCCUCCGGCAGCUCCGCGGCCUCCAGCGCCUCCACCUCCUCCUGGUUCCGCUCCUCCUGCCCCCGGCGGUGGCGCCCGCACCCCGGCUGUAUGAUCAGGCUACAGUCUUCAAUGAGUAACCAUAUUCCUCAGUUCUGUGGUGUUCUUGGUCACACAUUUAUGGAGUUUCUGAAGGGCAGUGGAGACUACUGCCAGGCACAGCACGACCUGUAUGCAGACAAGUGAACUGUAGAAAUUCAUUACUACUCCACCAAGAAGCCCCCUUAAGAGUGGUUGACCAGGAUAAAGAAGUAUUGAAUUGAAUUUGGCAGAGCAUUUAACAAAAGAAUUCAGACCUGGAUGGGGUAAACCUCAGUGCACUGCCUUUCUUUUGCCUCAGUAUUACUGGAUUGAAGAAUUGCUGCUUCUUGUUAGGAGGUUCAUUUCAUUUCCCAUUGCUCCCGACUUCAUACUUCCAAGCACUGAGAAUUUCACGUGGAGUAUAGUGAAGUAGACUUCGGUUUCUCUACAUCACUUCUAUAUUAGAUUUUUUUUUUAUCCUUUCAUAAUCUUGUUGCAUGUUUAACUAAAUUAAAAUGGCCCGAAUGAACCGCCCAGCUCCUGUGGAAAUCACCUACAAGAACAUGAGAUUUCUAAUCACACACAAUCCAACCAAUGCAACCUUAAACAAAUUUAUAGAGGAACUUAAAAAAUAUGGCGUUACUACAGUGGUUAGAGUGUGUGAAGCUACUUAUGAUACUGCUCCGGUGGAAAAAGAAGGCAUUCAGGUUUUGGAUUGGCCCUUUGAUGACGGUGCACCACCAUCCAACCAGAUUGUUGAUGAUUGGCUAAACCUCCUCAAAGUUAAAUUCCGUGAAGAACCUGGUUGUUGUAUUGCUGUACACUGUGUUGCUGGUCUUGGACGAGCUCCAGUCUUAGUUGCUCUUGCACUGAUAGAAUGUGGAAUGAAGUAUGAAGAUGCAGUGCAGUUCAUAAGACAGAAACGUCGUGGAGCUUUUAAUAGCAAACAACUUCUGUACUUGGAGAAAUACCGCCCCAAGAUGCGCCUCCGUUUUAAAGACUCGAAUGGUCACCGAAAUAACUGUUGCAUUCAGUAAAACCCAGCAGCCUAUGUUACUACUUUGGGAUUAAAGGAUGGAAACUAGAAUUAAGCAGACUGCAUGCCAAAGGCAUGGAUCUGAUAUUUUUAAGUAGUAAAGGAAGCUUCCAUAGGAGUAUUUAAUAGGCUAAAAAGUUAGUAGUAAUGCAACUGUGUGUUUAGAUAAAUGUCCAUCUGUUUGGAGACCCGAUAAAUGUUUUUGCUGUACCCUAUUUCUGAGCUGUCUCCUUGUUUAUUGAUUACCAGUUGAAAUAUCCUUUAAUCAUGCCAUUGAGUCUUACCCACCUAGUUUCAACUACUAAAAAUUGGGAUACUAAAGUAAAUCAGUCUGUAGAGAAAUUAGGUGCCAAAAUACUUAGCAUAUCAGCUAUGUGUUUUUCCUUACAGAUGGGUGUAGUUUUGAUGACAUAAGAACUGUCAGCUUAUCUGGACCUUACUAUUUUUUUCUAGUCAUUUCAAUAUUGAAGAAUAUGGCCUCUAAGAUAGUCUUGCCUGCUCACUGUAUGUUUUGUCUCCCACAAUCGCACUAGAAUUAUCAGGAUUUGCACAGUGUUUUCUUUUUUUUUUUCUUCUUUUUUUUAACAAUGACUUACAGCAACUUCUUCUUCCAGUGUCUGUACUUUUCUGUUAUCUGACCUCUCCAUUUUACAACUCAUUACUCUCUGGUUACUCAUGUAGAAAAUCUUUUAAAUUGUACAGAAGCACACAAGUCUUUAAUGUCUCCAGACAAAAAGCCUUACAGUAAAAUUAAUGUUGGCACUUGAUGUGCAACUUAACAGAGGGCCUAAAAUGGUUGGGAGGGGCUAUUUAAUAUUUCUAGUAAAAUGUUGCCUUUGUCUUGUGCAGGAAGUAUAGAAUAUGCCCUUUACUUUAGUAAAUAUUUUUUUAAAACUUAGAAAUGCUUUGUUAUCGUAGCUAAAAAUUCUUAAUCAGAAAAUUUCUGAAAAAUCUUGUAGUUUCUUUUACUGUACCUAUUGAAAGUUGUUUACCAACUAUUGCUUUGUUGAAAGUGUGAUUUUUUUUCUUUUUUCUUUUGUUUGUUUUGUUUUUCCUCCUUGAGUUUCUGCUAUGACUUGGGCAGACUUCUGUAAUAUUUUGUAUGCCUUUCAAGCUGCGUAACUUAAUAUUUGGAUACUUGAUAAUUUGUUUUAUUAUGUAAUUGAUAAAAUGGUGAUGUGUAUUAAUGUUAGUUCAACCAUAUAUUUAUACUGUCUUGGGAAUGUGUGGUUAUAGUUCUGUGGGAGAAAUAAUUUUGCCAGUGUUCACCAGCUUGUAAAAUCUAGUGCGAGAGCUUAAACAUCUAAAUAAAUACUGAAAAGCACUUACAAAAUUUGCUGAAACACUCUUGAUUUUCACUUCUUGUGUACUUUAUCAGCAGUCUUAUGAUGCCUAAAUUCUAAAUCCAGGCUUUUUUUUUUUUUUUUUUUUCUUCAAAUCUGGGCCGGAGUGUCCCCUUUGCUGUAAUGUUUGCUGUUUGUUUUACUCAUAAAUAAAUGUGGACAAAAAUUAA